AUUCUGUAAACAGAAAUCUCCAAAAUCAAACAAAAUAAGCCACAAAGAAAACCGACCAGCUGAGAAAUUCCGUCUCCUUCCGGCGAGAAGCAAUGGCGAGCACGGUCAUGGCUUCGUCCUCCGCCACCACCACUCACUUCCUUCGCCGAAGCUCCCAGAACCCAUCCCGAGCGAUAACCAAAUCGAUCCGCGCCAAAAUCGCUAGGGACGAAAAGCCCCUUCUCAUCCGUCGUUUGACCACCUUACUAAAGCCAUCGGCGGCGGUGGCAGCGGUGGCAGCAGCGAUUGCUGCGACGCCGAUGCCGGCGUUGGCUGAGCAGAUGGAGAAGGCGGCGCUGUUCGACUUCAACCUAACCCUGCCGGCGAUCGCUUUGGAGUUUUUACUUCUAAUGGUCGCCCUCGACAAGAUUUACUUUACGCCUCUGGGGAAUUUUAUGUACGAGCGGGAUGCGGCGAUUAGGGCUCAGCUGGGGGAUGUGAAGGACACUUCCGGGGAGGUGAAGCAGCUUGAGGAGCAGGCGGCGGCGGUCAUGAAGGCUGCGCGCGCCGAAAUCUCCGCUGCGCUCAACAAGAUGAAGAAGGAGACUACUGCUGAGCUCGAGCAGAAGCUCGCCGAAGGAAAGAAGAAGGUGGAAGAGGAGCUCGCUGUGGCGCUAGCUGCUCUCAAGAAUGAGCGGGAAGAGGCCCUCAAGGCCCUUGAUUCCCAAAUCAAGCUCCUCAGCGAUGAUAUCGUCAGCAAGGUUCUCCCCUCUGCAUAAUGUCCUCCUUCCUUCCCUCCUCUCUCUUGCACUCUCUCUCACACCACAUAUAAACUUCCCUGUAGUUUAUUGCAUUUCGAAUUACAAGACGAUGUAAUUAACUUUCUGACUUCUUGCAAGAAGCAAUCUAUGACAAUUUCUUUGUGCCAUCUUCUAUAAUUUUAAUUUGAUUCCUGCUCA
Dendrobium catenatum is the source of this 938-nucleotide messenger RNA. RefSeq names its product ATP synthase subunit b', chloroplastic. The record is from RefSeq and is a predicted model, not a curated record. Gene Ontology annotation, molecular function: proton transmembrane transporter activity. NCBI's taxonomy places the organism in Eukaryota, Viridiplantae, Streptophyta, Magnoliopsida, Asparagales, Orchidaceae. Gene Ontology annotation, biological process: proton motive force-driven ATP synthesis. The transcript has a single exon. Bases 93 to 758 code for a protein of 221 amino acids.